GGCCGUUGACGCUCCGGAAGGCUGGCUGACACUAAUUGGGUCCCGUGCCCUCCGGAGGCCGGUGAGGCAGAUCCUGAUGCCAGAACAGGAGUAGGUGGUUUACCAGACCUAGGUGACCAGGGAGUUUCACAAAUAAACUCUCCAGCAAGUUUAAAUAUAAUUAGGCCCAACUCCGAGGAGGUGGAGUGCUGCUGUUGCACAAAAAAGAUGUCUAGCGGCUCCAGUGAAGUUGAUGUGAUAAGAACACGAAUACCUGCUUAUGAUGAUGAUAACACUGUUCUUUAUGCAUAUGAACCAAACACUGCAUAUGUCAAUAAUCAGGAAAGCGUGAUGUCUGACACAUCCUACAACGAAGAACAACAAAAAACAGUUAUGGAUGUCCUCACUCAUUGUCAGGUCAUCUAUGAUGCUAUUCAAAAUCUGGAUAAGAAAUUUGAUGUCAUUCAUGGAAAAGUUUCAAAAAUCCACCGUUUUCGUGUGAAAUCAUUGUGGCAGAAUCGCAAGCCACUUGGAUAUGCCUACAAAAAUUAUAAUUACCUGCUUUCCAGAAAGAUCAGAUUCCAGAAAAUGAGGAAAAAGGAGCCUCCUUCUUCAUUCUCUUAUCCUGAAAGUUAUAGCCCAACUAUGCCGGUGGAGAGGCCAGCAAAUGAUUCCCCGAUCAACCCUGUAGGAACACCCUACCAUUCAGAGGAGGGGUCCCCAGAACGGGAUCCGGAGUCACUCCUCCAGGAGCAGGAGCCGAAUCUGAGCCAGAGUCCGACACUACCAUCCAUGUAUUCUUCGCAUUCAUAUCAGCCAUAUUUCACACCUGAUGAUCCAGUGCAGGGCUCCUCUUCCAUGCCCUGCUAUUCCAGCCCAGGGGCCCACAGCACCCACAAUAUCUUCUCACCUACCCGACCUUCUGUAGCAGUAUCUGGAUCCAUGCUGGGUCAAGGUGAGCCCAGUCCAGCACAUAACCCGGAGAGGAUGACUUACCCAACUCUAAUGGAAAAUAAGAGCCUUGGCCGUACUGCCUCAUCUGUUUGUAUCCCGCCCAACGUUGCUACAAGUUCACCAAUUGGAACAGAACCAGGGAUCCUAAAACAAAGCUUCUCUGAUGACCCUUCAACCUGGUCCGUGGAUGAAGUGAUCCAGUUUCUGAAACAUACAGAUCCUCAGACACUCACCCCCAUCGCUGACCUUUUCAGGCAACAUGACAUUGACGGGAAGGCUCUGCUACUACUCAAGAGUGACAUGAUGAUGAAGUACAUGGGGCUGAAGCUGGGCACAGCUGUGAAGUUGUGCCACUACAUUGAUAGGCUUAAAGAAGAAAAGUUCUUUAACAAUUGA
Molecule: messenger RNA, 1329 nt
Organism: Neomonachus schauinslandi (Hawaiian monk seal)
Lineage: Eukaryota; Metazoa; Chordata; Mammalia; Carnivora; Phocidae
Gene: SCML1
Product: Scm polycomb group protein like 1
Exons: 8
Coding region: 208-1329 (373 amino acids)
Molecular function (GO): protein binding
Source: RefSeq, a predicted model, not a curated record